This is a messenger RNA of Ceratina calcarata, 2158 nucleotides long. RefSeq names its product odorant receptor 4-like. Gene Ontology annotation, cellular component: plasma membrane. The record is from RefSeq and is a predicted model, not a curated record. The coding region runs from base 23 to 1828 and encodes 601 amino acids. Gene Ontology annotation, biological process: detection of chemical stimulus involved in sensory perception of smell; sensory perception of smell. Lineage: Eukaryota; Metazoa; Arthropoda; Insecta; Hymenoptera; Apidae. Gene Ontology annotation, molecular function: olfactory receptor activity; odorant binding. The transcript is spliced from 9 exons.
AGUCGUGCUCGACAGCUUGAUCAUGGAGAAAAUCUCUCGAGUAGCUCAAGCAGAGGAAGAUAUAAAAUACGCGACGAGAUUCAUGAAACCGAUAUUAACUAUAGUCGGAGCAUGGCCGGUUCCAUCUCACUAUCCACUGUCCUCGAAGAUCGUACAAAAAAUGACGCAAGUCUUUACGUAUUUUCUGUUCUUCCUUAUGCUCAUACCACCUUUUCUUUACGUGAUCAAGAAAGAGACGAACAACAAGUUCCGACUGAGGCUCAUGGGACCCAUUAUAAACUGCGUCCUGCAGGUACCCAAGUACACCAUUAUCCUGUACCGUGCGAAGGAGAUCCAGAAAGGAAUAGACGCGAUCAGACAGGAUUGGAUAGCCGCGACGGAAGACAACCGAUUGAUAUUUUUAGAGAAAGCGAGAAUCGGUAGGAAGAUAGUAUUAGUCGUGGCGUCCACAAUGUACGGUGGAGGGGUGUCUUACAGGAUCCUCCUGCCUCUUCUGAAAGGGACAAUUGUCACACCGGAUAAUAUCACCAUAAGACCUUUACCGUGUCCAGUUUACUUUUCCUUUUUGGAUGAACAGGUGACUCCGAAUUAUGAGAUAUUGUUCUUAUUGCAAAUUAUGGGUGGUUUCGCUACGUACGCGGUCAUCAGCGGAUCUUGCGGUAUAUCUGCCUUGCUCGUUCUCCACGCGUGCAGUCUGCUCAGAAUUCUGGACAAUAAAAUGAAACAGUUCUCAGACAAAGAACAUACAACGGAAAGAGAAGUUCAACGGGACAUCGCAGAUGUUGUUGAAUUUCAUAUAAAAGUAAAACGAUUUUUAAAGAACAUUAAAAAGAUCACUGUGUACGUUUACUUAAACGAUAUGAUAGGAGGCACUGGCUUAAUAUGCCUCGAAGGAUAUUAUAUUCUUCAGGCGUUGGACGAUGGCAAUACGACGGCCUUCAUUAUUUAUUUGACGAUAGAAAUUUCCGUGACAUUUUGCGUUUUCAUACUCUGUUUCAUUGGUCAACUUCUUAUCGAUGAAAGUGAAGUCCUGGGUCUAACGUCUUGUACGUUGAAUUGGUAUCGGCUGCAACCGAGGCAAGCCCGGACAUUAAUAUUGAUAAUUGUUAUGUCUAAUUAUCCAAUGAAACUAACAGCCGGCAAGAUGCUUGAGAUGUCCUUAGCCACUUUCACAGAUCAAUCUCCAGUUUACGAGAUAAUCUGCGUCAUGCAAUUCUUGGGCGGGUUUGCAUUGUACUCGGCCACCACAGGGACCACCGGGAUCUCGGUCUUGUUGACUCUUCACGCUUGCAGCCUGCUUAGAAUCCUGACCAACAAGAUGAAUCAACUCAGCGAGAAAGAGAAUAUGCCUGAACAUGAAGUACAGCAAAGGAUCGCGGAUAUCGUGGAUUAUCAAUGGAACAUAAAACGAUUUUUAAACGAUGUUCAAAGAGUAUUGGAAUAUAUUUGUCUCAUCGAAAUCGUAGGGGGCACGAUUUUAAUGUGCCUCGGCGUAUAUUACAUUCUCGUGGACCUGGCGGAUCAUAAUACUGCAUCCAUGAUAAUCUUUUUUACUCUGGGUUUAUGUUGUGCGUUUUGUGUUUUCAUACUCUGUUACGUCGGUCAACUUCUUCUCAAUGAAAGUCAGAUUGUGAGUCAAACAUCUUGUACGUUGGACUGGUACCGAUUAUCGGUGAAACACGCUCGCUCACUAAUAUUGGUGAUCGUCAUGUCCAAUUAUCCGAUGAGACUCACGGCUGGAAAAAUGAUGGAGAUGUCCCUGGCUACUUUCACGGAUAUCUGCAAAUUGUCAAUGGGAUACCUGAACGUACUGCGCGAGACUAUAUAACAAAUGAUAAACUAUGAUAACAUUUGUCGAGGAUAGUCCGUGACGUUACUCGCCAAUUUGCUUUGAGUAGCGCAGUUCUCAUUACUAUUUUAUCAAAGAAGCACAAUAAUUGUUUGUAUAACCUCAUGAAAAUUAAUAUUUAUUCAAAUUUUUUCGAGCUGCUUACUAUGGCAGUCAAAGAGAAAAUUGUACUAAAUCCAUCUAGAAUCCUUGUUACCAUAUUUUCUGUAAUUAUCACCCUGAUAGCCUGUUUUGUGCCUGACUAUUCUUAAACGGCGAUAUGCCUGACGGCAUUAUUCUUUAUAAAAAUUGCGAUAUCACUUACUCGUG